Messenger RNA from Prorocentrum cordatum, 924 nucleotides. Lineage: Eukaryota; Dinophyceae; Prorocentrales; Prorocentraceae. The record is from the annotation of a GenBank genome assembly.
AUGCUUUCUGAUAGGUCUCGAAGAGUAAUCAACUGCAUAAAAAUCUGCGCGGAGCUCCGAACAUUUAUGUUCAUGCAGUGCUUCUUCCUCGAAGGUCCUGAGGUUUUGAUCCCGCUGUCGCCGCCGUGGCUUUCCGAGAUAUACACCUUCACCGAGCACACCUUCAACACACUGUGCGCACAGGACGGAGAUCCUGCCCUGCGGUCCGUGAUCCGCCUCUUCAGCGCGGAGCCGCGGUCCGCUCAGUUCGCGCUGGCAGCGGUGGCGGCGGAGGGAUCCUCUCGAGGCACCGCGAAGCCGGCCUGCUGGGCCUGCAGCCGGCCAGAGAUGAGAGACGACGCCCUCCGAAGGAGGAGCAUCGAGACUGAGAUGCUGAUGAAGCGCUUGCUCCGCCACGUCGUGGCGCGAAGGGGCCGCGCUUGGCACAUUCCGCCGGUCUUCUUCCAGCUGGGCCGCUUGAUGCAGGGCUCCGGCGACCUUCACGGGGCAGAGAGUGCCUACAACGCCAUCGUGACCGAGGGGUUGCCGGCCUCCCUGGAAAUCAGUCGUGAGCAGUAUCGGCUCGAACAGAACCAGACCCUCACGCUUCUGCACCUUGCCACCAGAGGUGGAGCAGCAGCGGCAGAUCCCGCGCUUCAGUUGGGAUGGUUGCACGUGCGCCCAGGCAGUGGGGCGUUGUUCGGAGCAUCGCACGCGUGCGUCGCAGAGGAGUGGUUUCGCAGGGCGGCGCUUCACGGCCAUCCGGGCGGAGCGCUCUACCUCGGGCUGUCACUGCACUUCGGCCGCUGCGCCGGGAGGAUGACUGGUGCAGGCCUGCGCGCAGGGGCCCGCUGGUACCGCAAGGCCGUGCGGUCAGCCGCCGAGGGUCCCGGCGGCGUCGAGGCUCGGCUGGCGGCGAGGGCGCUAGCUGUCACGCCGUGGUGA